Messenger RNA from Blumeria graminis f. sp. triticale, 75 nucleotides. The record is from the annotation of a GenBank genome assembly. Lineage: Eukaryota; Fungi; Ascomycota; Leotiomycetes; Helotiales; Erysiphaceae.
AUGAUGAUGUUCUUGUUCCUGGGCAGUUUGCCACUACUGACAGCUGGUCAGAUUCAUUCCUCGUUGCCUGUGUAG